AUGUCACUCAAUAAAUGGGAAGAUAGUUCUCGAAUCAAUCGUCGUCUCACAGAUCUAAAGCUUAUCUUUGAAUUCAAUAGUAAAUGUACAUCAUCAUGUCAUCCAUUUAUUGUAUCACCACCUAACUUACAACAUACUAUAAAUCGUGACAGAAUCAGAUCGUAUUUCGAUUUAGGAUGUGGAGAUGGAAGUAUCACAGCUGCAAUUGGAGCUUAUUUAGGUUUAAACAAAGAAUAUAUUUUUGGAAGUGAUAUAUACGAAGGGCAAAGCAAAGACAUUACAUUUAUUAAAGUGGAUGAAAGUCAAUCAACAAUUAAUCUUCCUGAUAAUAGUAUCGAUCUUAUAACUUCUUUCGUUACAUUUCAUCACAUAUCUCAGAUUGAGAAAACAAUUACUGAAUUGUUUCGUAUUCUUCGAUCGGGUGGUUAUCUUAUUUUACGCGAACAUAAUUGCAAAAACGAUAGAUCACUUGCAGCUAAGUAUCUCAAUUUUGUACAUGCUAUCAUGAUGAUCGCACGAGUUGGAGAAUUUGCUACUUCUCUGAAUGAUCUUCAUAAUGAAAAUCAACAAGUAUUGAAUAGAGACUACAAUAAUAUUAUAGAUGAUUGGAUGGAACAAAAGUCACAUAUUAUUGAAUAUAUAAAAACAAUUUCUUACCGAUCAUGUGAUGAAUUGCGAGAGAAACUUGAAAAUACUGGUUUUCAUCUUCUUGCCACAUUCUUUUAUGGUGCAUCUGGAUCUAAUCCACAAAAUCUAUUUUAUGCUGUUUACCAAUUGAAUGAUAAACUUAAAAUGUAUGGUGAAUAG
Adineta steineri is the source of this 807-nucleotide messenger RNA. Lineage: Eukaryota; Metazoa; Rotifera; Eurotatoria; Adinetida; Adinetidae. The record is from the annotation of a GenBank genome assembly.